AAAAUACGUAUUGUUGUGGGUUUACUGCUUAACUGACAUUGACAUUUAGCGGCGUUUAACUAAAGUAACAAACGUUUCUAUUAGUGUGAUAUAUAUUGAAAAUUCUUGAAAGAAAGCAAUAAAAUGGUUGAAAAUAAUGAAGUCGAACUCUCAGAGGCAGAGGCUGAACAAUAUGAUAGACAAAUCCGUCUAUGGGGCUUGGAAUCCCAAAAGAGGUUACGCGCUUCUAAAGUUUUGAUCAUCGGCAUGUCUGGCCUAGGAGCCGAAAUAGCCAAAAAUAUUAUACUAUCAGGUGUGAAGAGUGUUUGUUUAUUGGACAGUGAGAAACUCAAAGAAACAGAUCUUUACUCACAGUUUUUGGCUCCUCCGGACAAAAUAGGUGAAAACAGAGCCGAGACAUCUUUACAGCGUGCAAGGGCUUUGAACCCAAUGGUUGACGUCACUGCAGAGACGAAGGCUGUGGAUGAUCUUCCGGACAGCUACUUUGCGACUUUCGAUAUAAUCUGCGCUACCGGUUUGAAGCAAGAGCAACUGGAACGAGUUAAUAACAUAUGUCGCGACAACAACAAGAAAUUUCUGUGUGGCGACGUCUGGGGCACGUUUGGAUACAUGUUUGCUGAUUUAAUUGACCAUGAAUAUUCCGAGGAAAUAGUUCAACACAAAGCUGUUAAACGUGGACCCGAUGAUAAUGAAGCGAAUGCUAGAGAAACUGUUAGUAUCACUGUAAAGAGAAGAGCUAUUUACGUUCCCUUACAAAACGCCUUAUCUGUUGACUGGACCAAACCUGAAUUGCGAUCUAGAUUACGUAGAGGGGACCCAUCAUACUUUGUCAUGAAGAUUCUUUCAAGAUUUAGAGAUGAAUACAACAGAAACCCUGAUCCAGCGCAACGAAAAACGGAGACUGAAAUAUUGCUGCGUAUGAGAGAUGAACUUGUCAAGGAGCUGUCUCUUCCUGCUGGAUUUAUAAAGGAUGCCUUACUGACAGAUGUGUUUGGAAUAGUAUCUGGUGCUGCAGCGGUUGUGGGCGGAGUUAUUGCCCAGGAAGUUGUGAAGGCUGUCAGUCAACGGGAACCACCUCAUAAUAAUAUGUUUUUCUUUAACCCCCUCAAAGGCGUUGGAUUCGCUGAACUCUAUGGUCAAUAAUAUGUGUAAUCAAAUAUUUUGUAACGAAUAAAUUACGUUAACAUUA
Danaus plexippus (monarch butterfly) is the source of this 1189-nucleotide messenger RNA. It is a transcript of the gene Aos1, whose product is annotated as SUMO-activating enzyme subunit 1. The record is from RefSeq and is a predicted model, not a curated record. Gene Ontology annotation, cellular component: cytoplasm; SUMO activating enzyme complex. The coding region runs from base 124 to 1143 and encodes 339 amino acids. Gene Ontology annotation, molecular function: SUMO activating enzyme activity. The transcript has a single exon. Gene Ontology annotation, biological process: protein sumoylation. Lineage: Eukaryota; Metazoa; Arthropoda; Insecta; Lepidoptera; Nymphalidae.